AUGCCCGCCAUGCGGGGACUCCUGGCGCCGCAGAACACCUUCCUGGACACCAUCGCCACGCGCUUCGACGGCACGCACAGUAACUUCGUGCUGGGGAAUGCCCAGGUGGCGGGGCUCUUCCCCGUGGUCUACUGCUCCGAUGGCUUCUGUGACCUCACGGGCUUCUCCCGGGCUGAGGUCAUGCAGCGAGGCUGUGCCUGCUCCUUCCUCUAUGGGCCUGACACCAGUGAGCUCGUUCGACAGCAGAUCCACAAGGCCCUGGAUGAGCACAAGGAGUUUAAGGCUGAGCUGAUCCUGUACCGGAAGAGUGGACUCCCAUUCUGGUGUCUCCUGGAUGUGAUUCCCAUAAAGAAUGAGAAAGGGGAAGUGGCCCUCUUCCUGGUCUCCCAUAAGGACAUCAGUGACACCAAGAACCGAGGGGCCCCUGACAACUGGAAGGAGAGAGGUGGUGGCCGGCGCCGCCGAUAUGGCCGGGUAGGAAACAAAAGCUUCAAUGCCAAUCGGCGGCGGAGCCGGGCUGUGCUUUACCACCUGUCUGGGCAUUUGCAGAAGCAGCCUAAGGGCAAGCACAAGCUCAAUAAGGGAGUGUUUGGGGAGAAGCCAAACUUGCCAGAGUACAAAGUAGCUGCCAUUCGAAAGUCACCCUUCAUCCUGCUGCACUGCGGGGCGCUGAGAGCCACAUGGGAUGGUUUCAUCCUGCUUGCCACCCUCUACGUGGCUGUCACUGUGCCCUAUAGUGUGUGUGUCAGCAUGGCCCGGGAACCCAGUGCUGCCCGCAGUCCCCCCAGUGUCUGUGACCUGGCUGUGGAGGUCCUCUUCAUCCUCGACAUUGUGCUGAACUUCCGGACCACGUUUGUGUCCAAGUCAGGCCAGGUGGUGUUUGCUCCCAAGUCCAUUUGCCUGCACUAUGUCACCACCUGGUUCCUGCUGGAUGUCAUUGCGGCCCUGCCCUUCGACCUGCUCCAUGCCUUUAAGGUCAAUGUGUACUUUGGGGCCCACCUGCUGAAGACAGUGCGGCUGCUACGUCUGCUGCGCCUUCUGCCCCGGCUGGACCGCUACUCCCAGUACAGUGCCGUGGUGCUCACCCUGCUCAUGGCUGUGUUCGCCUUGCUCGCACACUGGGUGGCCUGUAUCUGGUUCUACAUUGGCCAGCAGGAGAUUGAGAGCAGUGCUUCCGAGCUGCCCGAGAUCGGCUGGCUGCAGGAACUGGCCCGUCGAUUGGAAACCCCUUAUUACUUGGUGGGCCAGAACCCAGAGGUGGGGAAUAACUCUGGCCAGAGUGACAACUGCAGCAGCAGCAGCAGCAGCAGCGAGGCCAACAGCACAGGGCUGGCGCUCCUGGGCGGCCCGUCCCUGCGCAGUGCCUACAUCACCUCCCUCUACUUCGCGCUCAGCAGCCUCACCAGCGUGGGCUUUGGCAAUGUGUCAGCCAAUACGGACACUGAGAAGAUCUUCUCCAUCUGCACCAUGCUCAUCGGCGCCCUGAUGCACGCGGUGGUGUUUGGGAACGUGACAGCCAUCAUUCAGCGCAUGUACGCUCGCCGCUUUCUGUACCACAGCCGCACCCGGGACCUGCGGGACUACAUCCGCAUCCACCGCAUCCCCAAGCCCCUCAAACAGCGCAUGCUGGAGUACUUCCAGGCCACGUGGGCUGUGAACAACGGCAUCGACACCACAGAGCUGCUGCAGAGCCUCCCAGAUGAGCUCCGGGCCGACAUUGCCAUGCACCUGCACAAGGAGGUCCUGCAGCUGCCUCUUUUUGAGGCUGCCAGCCGCGGCUGCCUGCGCUCCCUGUCCCUGGCCCUCAGGCCCGCCUUUUGUACUCCGGGGGAGUACCUCAUCCAUCAGGGCGACGCACUCCAGGCCCUCUACUUCGUCUGCUCCGGCUCCAUGGAGGUGCUCAAGGGAGGCACUGUGCUUGCCAUCCUAGGGAAGGGUGAUCUGAUUGGCUGUGAGCUGCCCCAGCGUGAGCAAGUGGUGAAGGCCAAUGCAGAUGUGAAAGGGCUGACAUACUGCGUCCUGCAAUGUCUGCAGUUGGCAGGGCUGCAUGAGAGCCUCACCCUGUACCCGGAGUUUGCCCCUCGCUUCAGCAGAGGGCUUCGGGGAGAGCUCAGCUACAACUUGGGCGCUGGACACGCAGAGGUAGAUACCAGCUCCCUAAGUGGCGACAACACCCUCAUGUCCACACUGGAAGAGAAAGAGACAGAUGGGGAACAAGGUCCUUCAGCUUCGCCAGUCGCCGUGGAUGAGCCCUCCAGCCCUCUGCUAUCUCCCAGCUGCACUUCCUCAUCCUCUGCUGCUAAGCUGUUGUCCCCACGUUGGACUGCACCCCGGCCACGUCUUGGUGGUAGAGGGCGGCCAGGCAAAGCAAGAGCACCUCUAGCUGAGUCUGGCCCCUCUGCUCAUCCCCAGAGCUUAGAGGGGCUGCAGCUACCCUCCAUGCCAUGGAAUGUGCCCCCAGAUUUGAGCCCCAGAGUAGUAGAUGGCAUUGAGGAUGGCUGUGGUUCCGACCAGCCCAAGUUCUCUUUCCAAGGCGGGCAGUCUGGCCCUGAAUGCAGCAGCAGCCCUUCCCCUGCACCAGAGAAUAGCUUGCUGACAGUACCUCUGGGGCCCAGUGAGGCAAGGAGCACAGACACACUGGACAAGCUUCGGCAGGCGGUGAUGGAGCUCUCUGAGCAGGUGCUGCAGAUGCGGGAGGGGCUGCAGUCCCUCCGCCAGGCUGUGCAGCUGGUCUUAGCACCCCAGGGGGAGGGCCUAUGUGCUCAGGCAUCAGGAGAGGGGCCAUGCCCAGUCAGCACUUCUGGACUCUUGCAGCCUCUGUGUGUGGACACAGGGGCAUCAUCAUACUGCCUGCAGCCCCUGCCUGGCUCUGUCUUAAGAGGGACAUGGCCACACCCUCGAGCAGGGCCACCACCUCUUACAGCCCCCUGGCCUUGGGGCCCCCCAGCAUCUCAGAGCUCACCCUGGCCUAGAACCACAGACUUCUGGACCUCCACCUCUGAUUCAGAGCCCCCUGGCCCAGAACACUGCCCUGAGACCAGCACCCCUGACUCACCAAGCCUGGAAGAAAGGGCUCGGACUGGCACCCAGGAGCCCACAAGCCAGGCUGAGGCAGUUAGUACUGGGGAGCCUCCGCCAGGUUCAGGGGGCCUGACUUUGCCCUGGGAACCCCACAGUCUGGAGAUGGUGCUGAUUGGCUGCCAUGGCUCUGCCACGGUCCAGUGGACACAAGAGGAAGGCACAGGAGUCUGACUUGGCCAGAACUCAGUGUUACUAGCCACAUAGCCACCUGCUGCUCUGUCCUACUGUGGGGCACUGAAAGCAAAAGCCCCUGGACUGCAUGCUCCCACUGGCUCCGGGCAGAGUGCCUGAGCACGAAGAUGGCCCAAUUCAGAAGGUAGCUGGAG
This is a messenger RNA of Suncus etruscus (white-toothed pygmy shrew), 3407 nucleotides long. It is a transcript of the gene KCNH3, whose product is annotated as potassium voltage-gated channel subfamily H member 3. Lineage: Eukaryota; Metazoa; Chordata; Mammalia; Eulipotyphla; Soricidae. Gene Ontology annotation, biological process: regulation of membrane potential; potassium ion transmembrane transport. Gene Ontology annotation, molecular function: voltage-gated potassium channel activity. The transcript has 15 exons. The coding region runs from base 1 to 3252 and encodes 1083 amino acids. Gene Ontology annotation, cellular component: membrane. The record is from RefSeq and is a predicted model, not a curated record.